This is a messenger RNA of Aspergillus saccharolyticus JOP 1030-1, 855 nucleotides long. Its product is annotated as putative U-box domain protein. NCBI's taxonomy places the organism in Eukaryota, Fungi, Ascomycota, Eurotiomycetes, Eurotiales, Aspergillaceae. Gene Ontology annotation, biological process: protein quality control for misfolded or incompletely synthesized proteins; positive regulation of proteolysis; protein polyubiquitination. The transcript has 3 exons. The record is from RefSeq and is a predicted model, not a curated record. Gene Ontology annotation, cellular component: cytoplasm. Gene Ontology annotation, molecular function: protein-folding chaperone binding; ubiquitin protein ligase activity. Bases 1 to 855 code for a protein of 284 amino acids.
AUGUCUUUCGAUCUAAAGGAAAAGGGCAAUCAGCUCUUCAAGCAAGGCGAUUAUGCCGGGGCGGAGGAGAUGUUUUCCCAAGCUAUCCAGAAGAACCCGAAGGAGCCUACAUUCUUUUCAAAUCGGGCUAUCACGCGCAUGCGACUUGAGAAUUGGGCUGGCGUUGAGAAAGACGCGCGUGUGGCGAUCGACUUGUUCGGCGCGAAGAACCCCUCUAAUCUGAAAAGUCGCUAUUAUCUGGCACAGGCUUUGCUGGAACUGCAGCGGCCACAAGAAGCACAUGAAGUUGCGGUCGAAGCAUAUCAAGCGAGCUUAGCGGCCAAGAGUGCCCAGUCGGAGAAUCUGUCUAAGACGGUGCUGCGCGCGAAGCAGCAGCUCUGGGCCGCUAAGGAGGCGGCACGGGUGCGGGAGCAAAACGAGACCCUGGCGAAUAUGGAACGGUUGGUCGAGGCCGACCUACAGAGAGCGCUGAACGACCUCCAGGGACAGUUGGACCGCGGAGAGAUUGGCCAGAUUGGAUUUUCGGAGGACCAAAAGGCGCUCCGAGAGGAUACGGAGAAGACGCUGCAGGUGUUGCGGGAAACGUUCGCCAUUGCAUCAAAGGGGGAGAUUCAAGAAAGGGUUGUACCCGAUUAUCUUAUUGACCCGAUCACAUUCGAGAUCAUGCAUGAUCCGAUGAUCACACCGUCCGGAACCAGCUUCGAACGCGUUGCAAUCACCAAGUAUGUGGAACAAUCUAAGGUGGACCCGAUCACGCGUGUACCGAUGACAGUGGAUGACCUUCGGCCCAACUAUGCGUUGAAAGGAGUUUGCGAGGAGUUUCUGCAGAAGAACGGCUGGGCGGUUGACUGGUAA